AUGGACAACAUGACACCUGGAAACCCUCCAGGUGGAGCAGACCUGAAGGACUACAACUAUCUGGCCCUGGUCCUCGGUGUCCCCCUAAUCCUGGUCAUCAUCCUGGGGAACGUCCUGGUGUGUCUGAGCGUGCUCACUGAGCGCUCCCUAAAAACAGCCACCAACUACUUCAUCAUCAGCCUGGCGGUGGCAGACCUGCUGCUGGCUGUGCUGGUGCUGCCCCUCUACGUCUACUCCGAGUUUCUAGGAGGCGUCUGGACGUUGAGCGUCUCCAUAUGCGAUGCACUGAUGACCAUGGACGUGAUGCUGUGCACUGCCUCCAUCCUCAACCUGUGUGCCAUCAGUGUGGACAGGUACAUUGCUGUUGUCGUCCCUCUGAAGUACAACAGGAACCAGUUCAGUGUCCGGCAGCUCGCCCUCAUUGCUGCCACCUGGGUCCUGUCUCUGGGCGUGGCCAGUCCUGUGAUCUUCGGCCUGAACCGGGUGCCGGGUCGUGACCCGAGUGUUUGCAAACUGGAGGACGACCGUUUCGUGGUGUAGUCCGUCUGCUCUUUCUUCGUGCCGUGUCCCAUCAUGCUCUUCUUGUAUUACUGGAUGUUUCGGGGCCUGAGGCGGUGGAGCAGUCGCUCUCAGGCGGCACACGGCAGCCGGCGGACUCUUUCUUUACGGCUCGGUUCGAAGGCCGCCGCGACGUGUCGAGAGAAAGUCGCCUACGCUGCGCCGGCCAGCUUGAGCCCCACCUCUCCAUCCGCUGUCUCCAUGACAACACAGAGUGCCCACGCCCUAAAUGAGCGGCAGCAGGACGGGACGGGGGCGGAAAGCGACCCGAUGACCACACAGAUGGACAGCAUGUCAGACGCCGACGCACAGAGCGGAGGGAGGAAGGAGAGCGGACGAGAGAACGGCCUGAAGACCACGAGGAGAGGAAGAAGGAACAGCAAGAGCAGCAGAGUCAGCGGGAGGGAGCGCAAAGCCAUGAAGGUGCUGCCGGUCGUCGUGG
Messenger RNA from Scomber scombrus (Atlantic mackerel), 1000 nucleotides. RefSeq names its product dopamine receptor D4 related sequence (gene drd4-rs). Gene Ontology annotation, cellular component: plasma membrane. Gene Ontology annotation, molecular function: G protein-coupled receptor activity; dopamine neurotransmitter receptor activity, coupled via Gi/Go. The record is from RefSeq and is a predicted model, not a curated record. Lineage: Eukaryota; Metazoa; Chordata; Actinopteri; Scombriformes; Scombridae. Gene Ontology annotation, biological process: adenylate cyclase-activating adrenergic receptor signaling pathway; adenylate cyclase-inhibiting dopamine receptor signaling pathway.